AUGGGGUCUAAAAGACUGAAAACACCCUUUUCAAGUUCACAACAACCCAUUUCUAACCAUGUUAUUGUUAAGGAAAAUGAUGUUGAUAGCUAUUCCAUUGAGGUUGAAAUGUUAAGAAAUGAUCCGUCUAUUGUAGACACCAUGACUGUUCCCCAACUCCGCAACACAUUAAAGAGUAUAGGGGUUCCCGCCAAAGGUCGUAAAGAGGAUCUUUUGUCUGCCUUGAAGACUUUCAUGGUGCCUUUUUUGUGUUCUGCAGAACAAGAUUCUCAAAUUAAAGACGAACAAGGGCUGUUUAUUUCUUCUGAAAAUACGUCUUCAGAAAUGAAAGCCAAAAAGGUGUCGGGUGAAGAGCCCGUCGAUGAUGUUAAUGAUACUCCAGAGACAGUUGAACUUAACCAGGGUAAGAAAAGGUUUAAACAAUCAGAACCUGAAAGAAAAAUUGUCAAAGCGACAACCAAAAAGAAGCUGUUGGUUAAAUCAGACGAGGUUUCAGAUGUUAAGCCUUCUAGGGCGAAGAGAAAAGUGUCUUCAGAUGUUGUUAUCAUUGUAGCACAAUCAGAUGAAAUCAGUACAACAACCACUAUUCAAACUGAAACAUGGGCUGUUCUUGCUCACAAGAAACCUCAAAAGGAUUGGAUUGCAUAUAAUCCUAGAACCAUGAGACCCCUGCCUCUUUCUAGGGAUACAAAAUUUGUCAAGCUUUUGUCUUGGAAUGUCAAUGGAUUGAGAGCAUUGCUAAAAUUAGAGGGAUUCUCAGCACUUCAACUUGCUCAAAGGGAAGACUUCGAUGUAUUGUGCUUGCAAGAGACUAAACUUCAGGAGAAGGAUAUCGAGGAAAUAAAACAGCGACUGCUAGAUGGCUAUGAGAACAGCUUUUGGACAUGUAGUGUUUCUAAGCUUGGUUAUUCUGGAACAGCAAUAAUCUCAAGGGUGUGUUCACUUUGUUCAUACUCCUUCAGACUUAAUUGA
Messenger RNA from Vicia faba (fava bean), 972 nucleotides. The record is from the annotation of a GenBank genome assembly. NCBI's taxonomy places the organism in Eukaryota, Viridiplantae, Streptophyta, Magnoliopsida, Fabales, Fabaceae.